Messenger RNA from Neolamprologus brichardi, 1511 nucleotides. The record is from RefSeq and is a predicted model, not a curated record. NCBI's taxonomy places the organism in Eukaryota, Metazoa, Chordata, Actinopteri, Cichliformes, Cichlidae.
UUCAUCCUCGGGCCAGCCCUGCAGGCAUGUCUGUCCUUCAUUGGUGAGGAAGGUGUCACACUGGACUUCAUAGCGCUGAAGCUCAACAUGUACACCACCCCAGCGUUACUGGCUGCAGUGUUCGGCCUCAUCAACAUCCUGCUCGUCGUCAUUCUGCUGAGAGAGCAUCACGUUGAUGAAGAUGGAAGGCACAUUCAAUCUAUCAACUACACAUCAGAAGAGAGAGUUGAUAUUUCAGAAGAAACUGUUGAAAGCAUCGAUCAGGUGGCUGUCAUGACAUCCAACAUCCUGUUCUUCAUACUCUGUUGUGAUUUUGUGUUUUUCUUCAGAAUUACCACGCCCUUAUCUAUGGACAUGUUUGCCUGGACAAGGGAAGAAGCUGUGCUGUACAACGGGAUCAUUCUCUGCUGCAUCGGAUUUGUAUCAAUCUUGGUGUUUCUGGCUGUAAAAGUGGCUGCUCUUAGAUUCGGAGAUCGGCCUGUGUUGUUAAUCGGCUUGGUCAUUAUUUUCUGUGGCUUCUUUAUUCUUCUUCCAUGGGGAAACCAUUAUCCUAAAAUCCAGUGGGCAGACAUAAAAAACAACUCCUUUGUGACUCAGAUGCCUGACCUCAUUCCAGCCCCGAACAGUACUGUGGAGCCAACGGGGUGUCCCAUUGAACAAACCUGGUGCCAGUAUACUCCUGCUAUACACAUAGCUCAGUUCUUCUCAGCGGACUUCCUCAUUGGAGUGGGAUACCCAGCCUGCAAUGUGAUGUCCUACACACUGUAUUCCAAAAUCCUUGGACCCAAACCUCAGGGUGUGUACAUGGGCUGGCUGACGGCGUCGGGCAGCGGGGCACGGACACUCGGCCCGGUCUUCGUCUCCCAUGUCUACACCCACCUGGGACCUCGCUGGACCUUCAGCCUCAUCUGCGGCAUGGUGGCAGGAGCCAUCAUCCUCCUCAUCUUGGCCUACCGCAGACUCAUUGCCUUUUCUGUUCGCCAUGGAAGGAUUGUAGAGUAGCAUUGAUGGAAACUGAUCGCUGUUUGUUAUACUUGCUUUCAGCACAUAAGUCCUGGCCAUCAUGACAACCUUCUGUCGCUGCCCCUUUGAAAAGUGGGGAUGGAUAAGCUUUUAAAAGUUUUUAACUCAGGGUUUUGACUUUUUAACUCUUGCAAAGACAGUUUUUUAUAACAUGAUCGAAGACCGCUGCUUCAUGAUUUAUAAAGGAGCUAAAACUGCAGUGAGCACGAAGCUCACUUGUUGGGAAAGAAAACAUGACAGAAGUGUGUCUUUGAGUGAUGAACAUAAUUACACAUGCAUUACAUCAUAGAACAUUACAUUUGACAUUUUUAACAUUUCCUGCUAAACUCUUUUUCUUAAUGGAAAAAAUACUGAUAUUAUUUUUCCUUCUGUUAAUGGCUUAACCUGUAGUUGUUUAAAACUGCAAGUUUUUGUCUAUUGGAAAAUAUUCAGAAAUGUCUGGGUGGGUGCGGGUGUGUAUGGUAACAAUAAACUGAAUAAUAAAUAAA